UCGAUGAUGUUAGAUACCUUGGAUAAAAUGAAUAAGUUAUUAGGGUCAAAAUAUCGUUUAAGUGGAAAAGGUUUAUACGUGCAAAAUGAAAAUCCAACCCUUCUGGCGAUCGAGGAUCUCGUGCCUCUCGGCUUUCGCAUGGUCGACCUGUCUGGUCUCGACUUAGCUCAUUCCAUAUUGGCACUUCGCGGAGUAGCCAGGUUUCAUGCAGCCUCAGUAGCCAUAUGUGAAAAGGAACCCAAGCAAAAGGAGAUGUAUACGAGAGGAUUAUUUAACAAUGAGAAUCCAUUAGAAGAAAAAAAUUUUUUUAUUGAGGGUACUAAAGCUUUAUCAGAGGAAAUUAUAAACUGGCCAGAAGUAAAAAAAUAUUCGGAAAAGAUUGCUAAGCUCUCCGAUCACAUGUAUCAAAUAGCAGUAGAUGCAACCAAGCUCUCUGAGAAUGAAUUUAAUGUUAUUAAUCACGGCGAUCUUCACUUGAAAAAUAUGCUGUUUAAAUAUGACAAUCCUAAUGAUGGCAGUCCUACUGAUCAGAUUUUUGUGGACUUUCAAUCAUCCGUCUACACUUCACCAGCACUCGAUCUUCUAUAUUUUCUCCAUUCAAGUGUUUCCUUUGAUGUGAUUGAAAACGAGAGAGAUGUUUUAUUAAACGAAUACCUUGACACCUUGUCAACGACUAUGAAACAAUUGAACUGCAAGACGCAACCGCCCACAAUGAAGGAAUUAAAGGAUACCAUAAAGCGAAGAGCUAGUUUUGAAAUGGUAUCAUCUUUCACGGUUUUACCGUUAAUGCUGUGCCCUAAGACUGAAGCGAAAGAUUUUGAUGAGAUGAUGACCACUGGUACUUGGAUUAAUCCAGGCUUAAAAAGCAAAGAUUUUAAAAAAUUUAUGAUAAAGAAUAUUCCACUGUAU
Wasmannia auropunctata (little fire ant) is the source of this 909-nucleotide messenger RNA. RefSeq lists its product as uncharacterized. The record is from RefSeq and is a predicted model, not a curated record. The transcript is spliced from 4 exons. NCBI's taxonomy places the organism in Eukaryota, Metazoa, Arthropoda, Insecta, Hymenoptera, Formicidae. The annotation marks the transcript as partial.